Molecule: messenger RNA, 2007 nt
Organism: Chrysemys picta bellii (western painted turtle)
Lineage: Eukaryota; Metazoa; Chordata; Testudines; Emydidae
Gene: IGLON5
Product: IgLON family member 5
Source: RefSeq, a predicted model, not a curated record
CUCCCCACACACUCCCCCCUCCCCCGCCGCAGCCCCGAUCUGACGCGCCGGGGCUGGUGGGCUGGACCCCCGGGCUCGCUCCGUCCGUCCCGUCCCGCCGCCUGCCGCAUCCCCGGGGCCGGGGCCGCCGACGCGAUGAGCGGGGGCGCCUGGCCGGGCUGGCUGCUCUGCAGGCUGGGGCUGGUCCUGCUCUGCCGAGGGCUGCUGGUGCAGAGCCUGGAGUAUAACCAGCCGGCCGACAACUACACCGUGUGUCAAGGGGACAAUGCCAUUCUGAGCUGUUCCAUCGACGAGGAGGUGACCCGGGUGGCUUGGCUGAAUCGCUCCAACAUCCUGUACGCCGGGAAUGACAAGUGGUCCAUCGACCCGCGGGUCCAGCUACUCACCAACAGCCCGGCCGAGUUCAGCAUCGUCAUCGCCAGCGUGGACGUGUGGGACGAGGGGCUGUACACCUGCUCCUUCCAGACCCAGGCCAAGCCCCACACGGCCCAGGUCUACCUCAUCGUGCACGUGCCGGCUCGGAUCACAAACAUCUCCUCGGCCGUGACGGUGAACGAGGGGAGUGACGUGAGUUUGCUGUGCAUGGCCACGGGCAAACCAGAGCCCACCGUGACCUGGAGACAGCUGAGAGACGGGUUCACCAGCGAAGGGGAAUAUCUGGAAAUCACCGAGAUCAACAGGCAGCAGGCUGGGGAAUACGAGUGCGUCACGGCCAACGGUGUCUCUCUGGCCGACAGCAAGAGGGUCCUGAUCACAGUCAACUACCCUCCCACCAUCAAGGACGUGAAGGACGCCUAUCCCCCCAUGGGGAAGCCAGCACUGCUGAGAUGUGAGGCCAUGGCCGUGCCCCCUGCUGAAUUCGAGUGGUUCAAGGAUGACAAGCACAGACUCUUCGGGGGCCUCGAGGGGCUGCGGAUCCGGAAUGAGCGCACGCGUUCCAUGCUGCUCAUCGACAACGUCACCGCUCGGCAUUAUGGGAACUACAGCUGCCUGGCCUCCAACAAUCUGGGGGUCUCCAAUGCAAGCCUGCGGCUGAUACGCCCCGGUUCUGUGGAAAACGUAGCCGUGACCGGGAUGGAGUCCCCCUUGUUCCUGGGCUUGCUGUCGUCUGCCUUUGUGACUCUCCUGUUUAAGAUCUAGCGUGUUCGGCAGAGGCGGCGGAAGGAGAGGAGGCUCGGGCGGAGAGCGCGCCAGAGAGACCUUCUCCUUUCCGGGAGAGACGAAGAGAGAAAACAAAGAAACAAAUCCUAUCGAGAACCCCAGCACUGUGAGGGAAACGUGAAAAAAGAAAAAAAAACGACAAAAAAAAAUAUGCAUUUCUUUCUACGGCCAUUUCCCGUCACUUUCAUCCCAGACACUUCCAGCCGGACUUGUUCUAAAAGGACAAACAAACUGACCUGCAAAGACACAGGGUUUUCAAGGGUUAACGGCCAGUGCUUCUGUGCCCCGUGGGGGCCUCCGCAAUAGGGCUUGUGGUGAGGGGUUGUUCCCCUGCUCUGGGAGAGUUUGCGGUUCUCAGCUGCCGGGACAGACGAGCUUCGCUGGCUUUUGCAGAUGUUGGGAGCCGGGCCUGUCUGUACCACACGCAGUGUUCGAGUGGAGAAUUUCCCUAGUUUGGAGCUGAAAAAUUCCUCAGCGAACAACGUUUCUUGGGCUGAGAAUGACCCUUGUUUACACAGGUUUUGGACUCUGAAUUUCCUGAUUUCAUGAAGCUUUCCGGGCUGAGAUUUUCCUUCGCUCACCAAGUUUUCCGGGCUGAGAAUUCCCUUGGUUUACACAGAUCUGAGGCUGAAAAUUUCCUUCCUUCGCAAAGGUUUUCGGGCUGAGACUGGUCCUUGUUUACACAGGUUUGUGGCUGCGAAUUAAUUAGUUUGCAAAGUUUUGGGGCUGAGAAUUACCCUGGUUUGCACAGGUCUGAGGCUGAAAACACCCUUCAUUCACAAAGUUUUUUGGACUGAAAACCCUUAAUUCACAAAAAAUGUUUGCGCUGAGACUGACCCUUGUUUA